Messenger RNA from Canis lupus familiaris (dog), 2106 nucleotides. RefSeq names its product protein serine kinase H2 (gene PSKH2). The transcript is spliced from 3 exons. Gene Ontology annotation, molecular function: protein kinase activity; ATP binding. NCBI's taxonomy places the organism in Eukaryota, Metazoa, Chordata, Mammalia, Carnivora, Canidae. Gene Ontology annotation, biological process: protein phosphorylation. The coding region runs from base 1 to 1152 and encodes 383 amino acids. The record is from RefSeq and is a predicted model, not a curated record.
AUGGGCUGCGGCGCCAGCACCAAGGUGACCCCGGGGGCGCCCGAGCGGGUCCCGGGCGGGCAGGAGCGCGAGGGCCGCGGCAGCUCCGGGGGCCCCGGGCCGGAGGCGGUGGCCGAGGCGGCUCGCAGGAUGCAGGUGGCCCGCUUCCGCGCCCACUUCCACCCCCGCGUCCUGGCCAGAUACGACAUCAAGGCUCUUAUUGGGACAGGCAAUUUCAGCAAGGUUGUCAGGGUGGAGCAGAAGACCACCAAGAAACCUUUUGCAAUAAAAGUGGUGGAAACCAGAGUGAGGGAAGGCCGAGAAGCGUGUGAUUCAGAGCUCACCAUCCUGAGGCGGGUGAGCCACCAGUACAUUGUUCAGCUCGUGGAGAUCUUUGAGGCCCAGGAUCGAGUUUACAUGGUGAUGGAGUUGGCUACUGGAGGAGAGCUCUUUGACCGACUCAUGACUCAGGGAUCCUUUACAGAGCACGAUGCUGUCAGAAUUCUCCAGAUGGUUGCUGAUGGUAUCAGGUAUCUGCAUGCAUUGCGAAUAACCCACAGGGACCUAAAACCUGAAAAUCUCUUAUAUUAUCAUCCGGGUGCCGAGUCAAAGAUUUUAAUCACAGAUUUUGGUUUGGCACAUUCUGGGAACAAAAGUGGAGACUGGACAAUGAGGACACUCUGUGGGACCCCAGAGUAUGUAGCCCCCGAGAUUUUGCUAAGGAGACCUUAUACCAGUGCAGUGGACAUGUGGGCUCUUGGUGUAAUCACGUAUGUUUUACUUAGCGGAGUCCUGCCUUUUGAUGAUGAAAGCCAUACAAGACUUUACAGGAAGAUUCUGAAAGGCAAAUAUAAUUAUACGGGAGAGCCUUGGCCAAAUAUUUCCCACUUGGCGAAGGACUUUAUAGACAAACUACUUAUUUUGGAGGCUAGUCAUCGCAUGUCAGCCGGGCAGGUCCUGGAUCAUCCCUGGGUGAUCACCAGGGCUGCAGGGUCUUCCAUGAAGAAUCUUCAGAGGGUCAUAUCCAGGAACCUCAUGCGGAGGGCAUCUCCCCACUCUCAGAGUCCUGGAUCUGCACAGUCUUCUAAGUCACGUUCUUAUCACAAAUCAAAGCAUAUGUGGAACAUGAGAAACGUAAGAGUAGAAGAAUCACAACUGUCUGCACUUUUGUGAGCAGAUAACCUCCAAAACCACUUUAACCAAUUUUAAGGCAAAUCUGUUAACUUUAUUAAUAGCAUUAGGUCAACAGGGACCAUUUCAUCACGAUUAAAGCACCUAAAACUGGGGACAUGGGACAUGGGAACAUGGGGUUUUUGUCGGAUAAUGUUGACCUUAACUUAACCAUGUUUUGGUCUGUAUUGCUUCCUAUGUCUAUAUUUAUUCCCCAAAAUAUACUUCUGUAAAAGAUAAUUAAUAUAGUAAAUACUAAAUCUGUUUAUACGAUUAGAAAUAGUAGAAGAAAAACUCUUAAGAAUUGAUGGAUUAAAUAAAAUAUGAGAUAAUAGGGAUAUGAAUGUGAAGAAAUGAUAAAUCAGAGACCUAGCAGGCAUAGUUAGAAAUGGGGAAUAAGUGUAUUUAUAAUGACAUUAUUGAUUUAUACUUAAAACUACUGUAUGGUGUUAAUAACCACUAUGUAAAAAUUACAAAUUUGUUACGCUCAUAUUUAGUCUGCCAAUAUUAAUGGAAAUUGUUAAUUAUGGGGCAUAUAAAGAAACUUAGUUGGCAACAAAACCAAAAAUGAAACAGUGGAACUAUCUCAAACUAAAAAUCUUCUGCAUAGCAAAGGAAACAAUUAACAAAAUGAAAAGGCAACCUAUGGAAUGGGAGGAAAUAUUUGCAAACCACAUAUCUGAUAAGAGGUUAUCUCCAAAGUAUGUCAAAAACCCCUAAGACUCAUUAGUAAAAAAACCAAAAAACAAACUAACAGCCUGAUUUGAAAAAAUAGCCUAAAAAUUUGAAUAGACAUUUCUCCAAAGAAGAGAUCAAAUGGCUAAUGAUAUCUCUUUGCACCUGUCAGGGUGGCUAUUAUAAAAAUAAAUAAAUAAAUAAAUAAAUAAAUAAAUAAAUAAAUAAAAGACAGCAAUUGUUGGUGAGAAUGCGGUUAAAAGGGAACCCUUGUACACUCUG